UCGGUCUCUAUCUAUACCAGUUUUCAGCUAGCCGUGCGUGUGAGUGUUUGUGUCUUUCGUUUAAAUCGAACUGAUACGACUUUUAAUUCGUGCGUCUUUUACAAAAACUCUGCUACUAUUUAGUGCAAAAAAACUGGACUUUACGCUCCGUUGCAGCGUUAUCGGUACUGUGCAGGAGGUGUUUUGUGAAUUUGUGAAUGUUUGUGACUACGCGACGUUGUCGUGUCGAGUCCGUCGUGUAUCCUUCGGCUCUGCAAGUUAACUACAGCAAGAAAAGCACACCUUCACAUCUAUCGAUAAAGUACCUACUUGGUGGAGCUGGGUGUGAACCCAGAUACGGUGUGUGUAGUUUAUGUAACCAUUAUUACUCUUAUUGAAUAAACGUUAGUGUCAAUUUAAAUUAUUAACUUUACGAAGCUAGUGCAUAAUAAAGUCGGAUUGAAGUGAGUGUCUUUUUUUACAUAAGUGAAGUGUCUGAGACGCCGACGCUACUAUUGUGUAUCACAAAGUAUAAAGUGAUUUGUGUCAUUAGUUAAUGGAUUGUUAACCAUUCGGAUUUCAAGCAGCUCGAUGGCAACUGUUACACCAAAAACAAAGGAGGAGACAUGAACGCGAUUAGGGGCUGUCACUCUCAUCAAGCAGGGUAGCUGUCAUCGAAAGGUGGUGGUUAUAGGAGCGGGAGUGCGUAGUAUGGAUGACAGUUUCAACAAUGUGCUGGAAGGGACGCGUCAGUACUUUAUGGGAAUUCCGAAACAGGCGCAAGACGGUAACGGCCAUCAAAUGUGGCCUGGAGGUAAUUCUACCGAAGAAGGGACUCCUGCCCUGUCAGGAGCUCCGACACCAACAUCACGACCACCAUCUGCUGCCGCCGCUCCACCAUUAACAUCGGCGUCAUCUUCUGUCGUCGCUCCACCACGUCCGCCUUCUGAACCUAUUGAACCUGAAGCGCAUAUAAUCCACAAAGCCACAGUGAUGCGAGAAGCAGCGGAAAAGCGUCGUGAGCAACCAGAAAUUGAAGAUGAAGAAGAAAUAAUGGGGGCGCUCUCUCCACCUUCGCAUAUUAUUAGAAAGCCAACACAUCAUACGUUACCAUCACCGGCACCAGCUCCUGCCGUGCCUAGUCCAUCUCCAGCACGCCCAACUUCGGAGGCUCCUUUACUUCCUAUGUCGGGACAAGAUCAAAUGGAUCAUUCGACGCAGUAUCGCCCUUCAGUCCAUCGUGUACAAACCCCGACGGCAAGAUCUGCUGAACAUUAUACACCAGGCCGUACUCUUGAUCAUUAUUCAGUGUCACGUCCUCCAGAGCCUUUUCCACGUUAUCAAUAUGAACCAAAUUUAAGUGAAAACGGUAGGAACUCCCAUGGGCCUCCAAUUGCCUCACCUCAACCAUCCGUAAUGCAGCGUCAAAGUCCACAAACAUAUGCGAGGAUAUCAAGCACUAUGCCUCAACACACAAUGAACCGUUACAGCGAAUCAUCUAAUCCUAAUAAUACUGCACAACGUUAUUCUUUACCAAACUCGCAGGCGCCUCCGCCGCAUAACGAUCGAGUUCCACCAAUUCAUCAUCCACAACAUUUGCCACCGACAAAGAGACUUACUACUAUAGACAAUCGUACUGGGCAAGUGUAUUCAUCUGUUCCACAACGUCGUGAUUCUCCUUCAUUUUCGCGUCAAACGACACAAUAUGAAAGGCACCCAAGUCUUCCUCAACGAAAAUAUGAUCCACAACAAGCAUAUUCUGGUUAUCGACCGACGCCAACUGUGCCUGUACCUAUACCUAAUCGUAGGAUAGACACACAUCAUCAGGUUACAUAUAAACAUGGAGCUCUGGAUGUUAUGAACUCACAUUAUGCAGCAAAAUCAUUAGAUCGAGUUCAAUCUCAAUCACAAUUGCAACCUCAUGAAGUACCUCGUUUACCUACUCGUGGGGAUUAUAUAAGCAAAGGUAGAUCGGUAGAUUCAAGAAACAAUUACCAUUAUCCCACACCGUCUACAUCCGCCGUUCGAUAUUCAAGCGCUACAGUUCAAGCCGCUCAAAAUAAUUCAUCAUCACAUUCUCAAUCACAGUCUAGAACUUCAUAUCGGACAGCUGUAGCUCCAAAGACUAAUUAUGACUAUUCAAAUACAAACCAUGUACAAAUUUCACCGUCUCGAUCAACGGCCAAACCGGGAUAUCCUAGUCAGCAGGCACGAAUGACAGUAUCUGUGACAUCAUUAGUAAAUCAAAUGAACCAGACAAAACAAAAGCGUGAGUCGCCGCUUGAUUUAUCUGUAAAAACUGUUAAAAAUUCUGCGGAUUCGUCCACGACUCAAGAUGACGUGAUUGAUUCUGUAUCUAUGAAAAAUGAUAAUAUUCCGAUACAAACAAGGCCGACGUCAAGCAGUCGAAACCCUCUGGUACCUGGCUACGUCGCUUCACACAAAGUUGAUUUUGCACCUGAUUUUGCUCAAUAUAGAGAAAGAAACAUUAGCCAAGGCUACAAUGCGCUUCAUAAUAUUCACCAUCCUCUGCGUUACAAUGGAGCAUACACUUCUCCAAGGCCAGUAGCUGAUUCUUAUCCAGUUGAACCUCGCCAUCAAAUACAUACGGAACAUAAAUACAACGGACCAUUAAGCGGUACCGAAUACGUUCCACGUAUUGACCUCACCACACAAGGUGGUGAUGAUCGUUAUCCAGAGAGUAGGAUCCGCGAUGAUCGUCAGUUAAUUAUUGAAGAUCGAAAACGCCCCUCAGGAGCAAUUGUAAGCAAUAUUCCCGAAAAAAUUGUUCGUUAUGAAACUUGGACUUCGGAUAGUCGGAUAGACCAUCACAUGAAUCAAUCGGCACGUGAACAACGCGAAUUAAUGAGCCAACCCGUGUAUAGUUAUACAAGUCACAAAAGAUUUGAAGCUUAUCAAAAUGACCAAAAACGUUCUGCGAGCGCAAAUUCAUAUCGUGAGCACCAUUCUCACCAAAGGUAUUCUAAUAAUACUUACCCUGAAAUAGUAAAUAGGGAAUCAAGUGAUCAGAAUGCUCAUUAUCAUGAUCGGAUACCAUCCAGUAACAACCGUCACAUUAUACAAAAGAUUCCGAGCCACAGAGAUUUACAUUCACAUCACGUAGAUUCUCAUAAUAAUAUUCAACCUGCUGAUAAAAAAGUUUUAAGUAUAUUACGGAAUAGCUUAGAGACAAAACAAACGGGAUAUUUGGAAUCAGCUAAAUCAGCACGACAAAUACCUGAUCUCAUUGUUAUAGAUGACGUAGAUGAUUCUGUGAUAGAAAUAACUGAUAUAUCGACAGAAAAUGAAGUGGAUGCAACGCUUAACAGUAAUAAUUUAAAUACUAAUCAAAAUACGCUGGGUUUUGGUCACCACAUAAAAAUGCCAAAAGCUGUUGACUCAAUACCGCGUGAUUCAGACUAUCAGAAAUUCGAUAGUCCAGAUUCAAAAAGAAAAUCGCCUGAAAUUGAUGUCGCAUCAAGAAUACGAACAAAGGCUGAACUCAAAGUAAUGCCACAGGAAAAUUCCGCAAAAAUAGAUACAAAAACAGAUUCGUUAUCAACAGAAAAUGAUAAAAAUAAACCACUUCCAAAAUCGCAAAAACAACAUCUAUUUAAUCAAAUUCGCGAAGACAAUCUUCGUCUAGAAUCGGUUAUCAAAAAUGAAAAACCUAUUGAUAUUGUUCCAGAGGUUAAAAUUGAACCAAUGAAUAUUGAUGAAAUAGAAAAAGAUGCCGUGAUACAAGUUAAAUCUGAAAGUAUUUUAGAAAAUAUAGAUUUAUUGGAACGAAAUUCUAGUAAAGAAGAAUUUGAUAUAGAUUGGGCUAAUGCAUGUGAUAAUUUUAUGGAACAGCUUAAGACUGGAUGCCACAAGAAAAGAAACUGCAGAAAACGUAAUAAUACUUCAGACCAGGAAAGCGAUCAUAAAGCAGAAGAACCACCAAAAGACGAUGUCUCAGAAUCUCAAUCAGAAAUUAUAGUUACGGAUCUACCGCCCAUAAUCGAAAUUAAAAAAGAGCCUAUUGAUGAGGAUGAAUUGAAAUCCGAAAAUGAGAAGUGUGCCGUAUCUCCCCAGCCGGAUACGUUACCAAAGACUAAACAAAAGGAAAGAGCGGAAAAAAAUAAAAUUGAUAAGAAAAAUAAUAACGACAAAUGUAAUAGAAUUAAAAUAACUUCAAAAAACAAACAUAAAUCUCCAAAAAAAGAUGCUUCAGCAAGUUUACGCUCCUUAUCAAUCAAAACGGAAGUUGUAGAAGAGGAACCAAUGAAAAGUGAUAUUAAAGAAGAAUUAGAAUCUACAGAUGACGAUGAACCCUUAAUAAAAAGUAAAUUACUCAAAGAUAAACAACGAAAUUUAAAAUAUCAGUUAUUAAAAGAUCUUUCUGAAAAAUCUGCAUAUGUUAAGCUCGAAUGCUGUGACGAGCAGAUGAAUGCUAGUGUAAGAAGAUCAUUAGACUCAACUUCGAAAGAACAAGAAAAACAAAGUAAAGGUAAAUCAACGCGCCAAGUUUCAAGAUCAAAAGGAAAAUCAUUAUCUAUAGAGAAUAUGAAGAAAGAUAGAACAAAUAAUGAUUCCAGCUCGGACAGUGAUGAUGCGUUGAGUGUAGCUAGUAGACUUCGGGUGCGUAAAAAUAUAAAAGCCGAAGACAAUAAAGGCAGCAACCAGAAACAAAUGAAGUCUUCCCCAAAAAAAAUGGAUUGCAGCGGCAAUGGUUCACCAUUACUGCGUAAACCAUUUGGAGAUGGUUCUGACUUUUAUCCUGGUUGGCAAGAGGAGCUGUAUAAAUAUAAGAGAUCUUUGCGAAUGCCUACUAGCCUUAUUGCAAUUCCAAGAGGUCGUUCAGGAGGUCCGUUCCCUAAAGGUAGUGUACAAUUUACAAGAGGGUCAACAUCAUUACCAGAUUUAGAUCCUGUCCCACUAUCUCCAGCUCCAUCGUCUGCACCUUCAGCAGCAACAGACGAGCUAUAUAGAAGACCAGAUAAAAGCAAUCUUGAUAGUGACCUUGAAUCAAAUUCUAGUUGUUCCGCUAUCAAUAAACUCCACUAUGAUUCAGAAGCAUCAACUUCAACAGUCUUUUCAGCAGCAAAGAAAAAAAGUAGUUCUAUCGUUGACGUCCUUAUCCAAAAGUGUGGUAAAAGAGAAGAGUCGAAAAAGAAGUUUAAGGGUAAAGAUGACAAGACAGCAAAGAUUAUUCCAAAAACUUCGAAUUUUGCCGAACUUUUACCCACGCCUAGUUUGGGGCUUGUAAAAAAUGGGAAUAAAGGAAGUUUAAGCGCUAAAAAAGAAAAAUUAAUGGAAGAUAUCUUUUAUUUAGGCGCUUUUCGAAAAGAGACGGUUACUAUGUUUAGAACGGCUUUUAUUAAAGACACAGAUGGGUUGAUAGGUGCUACCGAGGAAUUUGCUCCAGUUGUGCUUAAAUCGAGGACCAGAACAGAAAGUAGAGUUUUAAAACAACGAGCAACUAUUAAAGAAGUUUUUGGCGAUGACAGGCCGGCUUCAGCGCCACCGACAUCGUGUAGAGAAGAUAUUAAUCAGGAAAACGAAGAAGAACUACCUAUUCCAAUAAAAAAAGAACCUGAAUUGAAGCCUAAAUUUAAAACAAAAAAAAUGGUGAAAGAAAAAUUAAAGCGUAGAUCUAGUUCAAUUAGGGACGGAUUACGAAGCACUAAGUCAUUAAAAACAAAUGAUGCGAAGGGAAGAUUAAUGCGAUUAAAGAAAAGGAACAGUUUAUUAAAAUCUUUUGCCCAUAAAAGAAGAAAAGAAAUGGCUAGUAGUAAACUAAAAAAAGAUAUUAAUCCUACACUUAAUGAUAAAGAAAAUAGUAAAGAAGAAGGAAGUUCCCCGGGAACAACGGAAGGAAAUACUAAAAGGCGUUUGAAAAGACUGUUUGGAAGGAGAAAAUUUAGUUCAGGUUUUGAUUACAUAAGAAAAAAGAAAAAAAUUAUUCGACGGGAAAAUAAUGCUCCAAAAGUUCGUCGAUCAGCCCCUAAACCAUGCCCAGAAUCUGUACACGAUAUUCAGAAAGAAAUUAAAGGUUGGUUUAUUAACAAAAGUAUUGGAGAGACGCAUUUACAUCGCGCCGCAAGACUUGGUUUUACCGACUGUGUUGCAUAUUGCUUAGAAAAAAUGGAAGCAGAUCCAUCGUCUAAAGACAAUGCAGGUUUUACUCCUUUACACGUAGCUUCUGCGAUGGGUCAUGUAAGAAUAGCUAGACUUCUACUUCAAUAUGGAGCUAAUGUAUCUGCGGCAGCACAAGGUGGUAUAAGACCUCUUCAUGAAGCAUGUGAGAACUUCCACGUAGAAAUUAUAAGGUUACUGCUUGCAUAUGGUGCAGAUCCCCUCUUAGGGACAUAUGCCGGGCAGACACCCGAAGAAUUAGCCGAAGGGACCGCAGCCAAGUUACUUCGAUUACAUAUAGCCGAUGUUCAGGGACGUGCUAUAGAACCUUGGAGAUUUCCACCACCGGCAGAAAUUAUUGAUCGCGAAGAAAAUGGUUGCGAUCCAUUGUCUUCACCCCCUCCCGCUUCUCCGCCUCCGCCGCCGGACUCCAUGAUAGAGAUCCAGUGCACCGACACGCCGCUGCCGCCCUUCUACAGCCUUCGGACCGCGACGGGACAGCCGGCCGACGGCCUCUGGUGCUUGUUGCAAGAUAUAACGAAUAUUUUACAGAUAAAAUCAAAGGAGAGUUUACUAAAACAAAUCCACUGCGGGUCGGGAUCACCCAAGGAGCUGCUUCGGGAGAUUCGCACCCAGGAAUUCCUCGAGAGAGCGCAGUGCCAUCAACUUCUAUGUGCUGGAGAAAAAGUGAAUGUGCGCGCCUCGAAGGUCUCUCUCAUACGCGUUACUGAUAAACUGAGACAACUCUUGAAGAUCGAAACUGUUCUUGUUAGCUGACAUUAGUUACAUAUCCAAUGAGAUCAUCUAUUAUAAUAUCCGAAAAUUUAUCUUUAGUGAGUUAUGUGGAAAUUAAAUUGUGUGAACAUUGUUGAUAGUAUUAUCGUUUGAUGUUACUGUGAAAUAUUGUAAUAUGGAAGAAAAUGAUGAAAUAUGAGUAACAUUUGUACGAACUAAACAUAUAUUGUGUAUAAAUUUAAUUGGAAGGGGAGCAAUUGGGACAAGAAAGUGAUGAAACAUAUUUUAUUUCAGCUAGGAGUUUAUCUGUAUUGAUAUUACAGAGACAGAUCUAAGAUCUCAUACUAAAAUAUUAAAAAUACGUGUAUUAAAUUAAAAUAUCUUAAUAUUGAUCCUGUGUAGAAAGAAUAAAGCAAUCUUUAUAUCUAGUUUGACUGAUUUUUUGUAAAAAGAAAAAAAUACUAAACAAGAAUGUAUCUCAUUUACGAACAAAAUAGUUAUUUGUUUUCUGAGACUGUGUAAAUUAAGGCAGCAAUUACAUAAUGAUUUUAUUUGAGUGACGCAUGUGUAGGUCAAGUGAGAUAUAUCGUGUGCUCUAUUGAACCACCUGUAUAUACUGUAAAUAAAAAUAAUUAAUCGCAAAUGUUCAUAGUAUAUGUCGCUUUAAUUGUAUUAUAUUCUCAUGGGUGCUAUUUAACGUUGGUGUAUGGUGUUUAUCGGGUAAGUUAGAUAAAUAGUAUAUUGCGGCAAUGAUAGUAUAAUAUUAGAAAUUAACAUGAUAUAGUUACCAUAAUGUAAUUUAAGAUAAAUAAAUAGCAUAAUCUUGAGUGUGCAAUAGUAUACGUUCGUUGUGAGUGCACCGUAGAUGAAUUUGUGUGAAAUUUGCAUCUAAAUGCUGAAAACCUAAUGUCCAAUCGCAUGUAAUACACUUAUGUCAAGCAAAAUAUAUGGGCAUAGGUUAAUAUCACUAACCGAGUUUAAAAUCGUUCGUGACAUUACAAUUUAUUUUAAUGAUUAAGGAAAUGUGAAAAAAGCAUAAGCAAUGAAUUGGGAUCGCUGAAAAGUUAACUAUAAAAUUGCGCGCUAUGAAGAAGUAUCAUCAUAUAGUCGUGAGGAGUAUUUUCGUUUUAGAUCUCUACUAUUUUAAAUAUCUCGAAUUUCCUAGACACUUUCAGAACAUCAGCGAUAGAAAAAAGUUACUUUUGAACGAAUAUUGAACAACAUUGUAUCAAUCUUUCUGAGAUUAUGCUAAUGCUAAGUAAUUAGAUAAUUUCUUUAUGAUCUUGUAUCCUAGUAUCUAACAAUAUAUUUUUGUUCAUUGUUAUGUUUGCCAAUAUUUGUCUGCCUGACAUAUUUUUAUUGUACAAUUAUUUCUUAUCACUUAUUUUUAAUAAAGUUGUUUUUAUUUAUACUGUCCAAUAAGAAUUAGGAAAUUUUAUU
Messenger RNA from Vanessa atalanta (red admiral), 8271 nucleotides. RefSeq lists its product as uncharacterized. Bases 691 to 6873 code for a protein of 2060 amino acids. The record is from RefSeq and is a predicted model, not a curated record. Gene Ontology annotation, biological process: negative regulation of transcription by RNA polymerase II. Gene Ontology annotation, cellular component: nucleus. NCBI's taxonomy places the organism in Eukaryota, Metazoa, Arthropoda, Insecta, Lepidoptera, Nymphalidae. Gene Ontology annotation, molecular function: transcription corepressor activity; protein binding. The transcript has 9 exons.